Messenger RNA from Pistacia vera, 1752 nucleotides. RefSeq names its product trafficking protein particle complex subunit 12. Gene Ontology annotation, molecular function: protein binding. NCBI's taxonomy places the organism in Eukaryota, Viridiplantae, Streptophyta, Magnoliopsida, Sapindales, Anacardiaceae. The coding region runs from base 57 to 1163 and encodes 368 amino acids. The transcript has 2 exons. The record is from RefSeq and is a predicted model, not a curated record.
GACAAAACCCGCCAUCACCUUCCUCAAUUUCCAUAUCGCACGCCAAUUCCACCGCCAUGGACGACACCGAUCAAACCCAAACCGAAACCCCGACCCGAAUCACCGAUCCACUCACCAACGCCUUCGGAUCCCUCAACGACCUCGCCCCCGAACUUGCCUCUCUCCAAGAUCUCGCCACGCGCGGCUCGUGGCGCUCAAUUCUCGACAAAGUCUCACGCGCCCGCUCCCUCUCUCUCCUCACUCUUCCCCACCACCACCUCACCUACCUCUCCUACAAUGCCCUCGCUUUGAUGAAACUACGUCGUUUCAACGACGCUGCCCUGGAGCUCGACUCGCUCGAAGACUUCAACAGUUCCGGUUACCAGUACGAAUCGUACCCGCAUGCCUAUCCCAACCGGACCGGAUCCAUGGUCCCCUUCUCCCUCCGGUGGCUUCACGCGGUUCUCCCGUUUAAGAUGUCGAACCGGCAGGAAGGUCUUGACCGGUUUUAUCUCCUUCUCGAUUUCGUCCGUGAGAAAUUAAGGCAAAAAGUCGACGAGAAAUUGGAUUUGUCGGCGAGUGCGUGGAGGAAACGAGAAGUUUUUGUGGUUAAUUGUUUGAUUGGUUAUCAUCUGAGUGGGAAAGAGUUUGGUGUUUGUUUGAAUCUGAUUCGAGAUUUGUUGAAAAAUUCUGACGACUUUGACCCUGUGUUGGUCUCCAGAUUAGGAUACAUUCAGAUGCAAAUCGGGGAUUUGGAGGGUGCCACGACGUCGUUCAAUCGGGUUGAGGAAUUGCUGACGUCGAAGAAGAGUGAUGAGACUGUUGUUGAGUUGAGGAAUCUUGUGAACCGGAACAAGGCUUUGGUGUAUUUGAUCGGGAAGGAUUACGUAUCGGCGGUGAGGGAGUAUGAGGAGUGUAUAGAAAGGGACGGCAGUGACAUUGUGGCGGUGAAUAACAAGGCUUUGUGUUUGAUGUAUUUGAGGGAUUUAUCAGAUGGCAUUAAGGUGUUGGAGAAUGCGCUCGAGAGAGUGCCCACAGUGGCGCUGAAUGAGACGGUGGUGGUGAAUUUGUGUAGUAUGUAUGAGUUGGCUUAUGUGAAUCACUCGGAUAUUAAGCGGACAUUGAGUAAUUGGAUUGCCAGGGUUGCGCCCGAUGAUUUUGAUUCAUCGUGCACAAGAAUUUGAGGAUGAGUCUGUGCAAGCUUUCAAUAAUGCAUAUAAUAUUCAUUUGAGUUGGCCUUGAUCUGGAACAUAUCAUACUCAGAGAGACAUGGAAUAGAGCCACUCCCCUUUGAGUGUUGUUGAGAUGACAUUCCUGGAGGAUAUGCUAAUUUUUGUUUUCAAUUAUGAUUUCUUGUCCUAAUUUGUGCGUUAAGAAUGGUUUAAAACUAACUCAUUUCACUCUUCAGAUGACUGGAUGAGUCCCUUUUUGUCUAUGGUGAUUGCUGCUGUUAAUUUUCGAUGUCUGAUUAAGAUUGUACAAAUCUUUUGUUUAGCUUGAGGUGAGGAGAUGAUUUCAUUUCUCAUUGAAUGAACUGUAAAUGAAUCAUGUAUAUUUCUGAUUGGUGGUAGCACUGUCUAGACUCGGUGAAGGAAACUGAUUACCUUUGUCGACGCUAUAAUGUUUGAACUGCUGAGUGGACUGCUUUAUUUUAUAAUGUUAAUCAAUCAGACGAUGAAUCCAUCAAAUUAGAUAAGUUCAUAUGGACAAUUUAUGCUUUUUUAUUCUGGCUUUUGCUAUGUACAAGGUCUUGUAAUGUUUUGGGAAUGGUUU